AUGAGCACAACAUGGACAAUUGGGAGUCAAAACCAAACCUCAGAACUAAAAAAUUACAGUCUCCCCGGCGUCAUCUCAUUCUUAGGCGAGCACUGUAAACAAAUAGAAAUCGAGCGCACCCAUUGGCUAGUCGAAAAAAAGCAGCUGACCGAAAGAAUCGCACAGCUGGAAGGCGAAAACAAAUCUCAAGACAACAUCGUCAAAGAUCUGACCAGAAGAAUAAAAAUGCUUGAAUAUUCUUUAAGACAAGAACGCAUAAAAUACGCAAAACUGACAGGAGGCCAUCACAGGGUAAAUUCAGAUGUGAUAACAAGCAUUUUAUCACGGGAUGACAAAAAUGGGGAAAAUUCUGGAAAUUCAUUGCCUAAGCGACGGACACGGGCACACAGACAGCUUUUAUCGAAAUAUUUACAAGAGCUAGGACUUGACGAUAUUUUUACUGGGGACUUGCCACCAAGGCCAUCUGCACAUCAUAGGCCUAGUAAAAGUUAUGGAAGCGGAAUUCAAGCUUUAAUUGAAGCCCCAGAGGUAGAAACUAAGCCAAUUCCGAAGCCAGACGUCAUAAAAAGCAAUUCUUUAACAGAAGAAAAAAUAAAAAGGUCAUGGGAAUUAAAAGCAACCCUAAAAUCGCAUAUGGAUGGUGUCAGAAGUGUAUAUUUCGCCCCGAAAAAUGGAAUUUUGGCGACUUCUUCUGAAGACUGUGUGAUCAAGCUGUGGGAUAUUUCAAAUUAUGAGACACUUAAUGAAAGCAGCUUUUUUGAGCCUUAUUUUACAUUAAGAGGCCAUAAAGGCCCAAUUUUUUGUAGUACCGGAAAUCAAAUAGGGAAUGAGCAGCUUUUGUAUACAGCAGGAAAAGAAGGGAACAUCAGGGUGUGGGAUUUAAGGCCACCUAGUGAAAUUGACACUUAUAACCCUGGGCCUGACAGAGGCUGCUGUGUAGGUGUAUGAGCAAGUCAUUCAGAACCUAUUUGGGAUUUGCAGCACCAUCCUUUAGAUAAUUUAUUACUAUCAGUAAGUUCUGAUGGUGUCACAAAGCUAUGGAAAACCAUGGAUACAAGAGCUUCUAUUGAAAACUGGGAACUAGGUAGGGCAAGCUCAAAUUUGCUUAAAAAUUACACAUUUCCUACCAAUGACGGUGACGAGUUCCACAUCCCAACUUGUUGUGCUUGGGUUAUGACAGAGCUAAACUCUUUCGUUGUAGGCUACACAAGCCCAUUUUUGAACAUUUUUGACAAGCAGACAGGAAAACCUACGAUCAUAAAAUUCGUAAAAGACCAGAAUGCACCAUCAGUGACAUAUCAGAUAAAUUCUAUAGUAACAGAUCCGAACCACAGCUUGGCAGUUUCAGGGCACGAAGACAAGCACUUAAGAUUUUUCGAUUUAAAUAGCUGCACUUGUGUAAAAGAUUUGGUAGGACAUACUGAAUCAGUCAGUUCUUUACUUAUGGACAAAUAUGGAAAUUAUGUGAUUUCUGGAGGACAUGACGGAAGUUUGAGGUUCUGGGAUAUGAGAAAUUAUCAAUGUUUGCAUGAAAUUCCUGCUCAUAGGAAGAAAUACGAUGAAGGGGUAUUUUCGAUUGCUCAGCAUCAAAAUUUGCCAAUUUUGGCCUCUGGAGGUGCUGAUUCUUUGGUCAAGUUUUAUCAUGCGUCUGAUGAUUAG
Molecule: messenger RNA, 1659 nt
Organism: Blepharisma stoltei
Lineage: Eukaryota; Ciliophora; Heterotrichea; Heterotrichida; Blepharismidae
Source: the annotation of a GenBank genome assembly